AUGAAAUCCUACUUGAAGGCCUUCAAUAUUUGGGACGCUGUGGAGACUGGGGUUGAGCCAGCGCUAAUAUAUGCAAAUCCAACCAUUGCUCAGAUGAAGCAACAUGAAGAGAACAUUGCUAAGAGGUACAAAGCUUUGUCUUGUUUGCAAUCUGCUCUGUCUUAUGAUAUUUUUGUUAGGAUAAUGCAUUUAGAGAAUCCUAAAGAAGUUUGGGAUCACUUGAAGGAUGAAUUUCAAGGUAGUGAACGUACCAAACAGAAUCAGGUAUUAAACUUAAAUAGACAAUUUGAGAUGUUGAGUAUGGAUGAUAAUGAGUCUGUUAGGGAGUUUUCAGGAAAAUUGAUGGGUAUUGUGAAUCAACUCAGAUUGUUGGGGAAAGCAAUACUUGAAGAUAGGCUAGUUAGUAAAAUGCUAGUUAGCUUACCUGAAAAGUAUGAAUCUAAAAUCUCUUCCUUAGAAGAUUCCAAAGAUUUAUCACAGCUCACCUUGAAAGAGUUGGUAAAUGCCUUGGAGGGAUUGGAACAAAAGAGAGCAUUUAGGCAAAAAAAGUUAGUUGACAGUGCUUUAGUUGCAAGAACAAAAACUUUGAAAUCGGGUGGCAGCAAUUCUAAAAGAAAUGUAGUUGAGAAGAAGGAGAAAAGGGAAGAAACCAGUGGAUGA
Molecule: messenger RNA, 660 nt
Organism: Theobroma cacao (cacao)
Lineage: Eukaryota; Viridiplantae; Streptophyta; Magnoliopsida; Malvales; Malvaceae
Source: RefSeq, a predicted model, not a curated record